Lobosporangium transversale is the source of this 607-nucleotide messenger RNA. RefSeq lists its product as hypothetical. NCBI's taxonomy places the organism in Eukaryota, Fungi, Mortierellomycota, Mortierellomycetes, Mortierellales, Mortierellaceae. The record is from RefSeq and is a predicted model, not a curated record. The transcript is spliced from 3 exons. Bases 147 to 575 code for a protein of 142 amino acids.
CCCACCAUUUUUUGUUCUAAUCCUUUCCAUUGACAUUCUUUUUAUUGUUAUUAUUAUAUUUUUAUUUUUAUUUUUAUUUUUUUAUUAUUAUAAUACUCGCCUCUUACCUCAUUCACCACCUCAACACUCACAUUACAACCAUAGCAAUGUCCUUCACUGGUAUCACAGAUGAGCCUUUGUCCAAUACAUUGGCUCCUAGCACAGCAGCCACUUUAACAAUCCGCGUGAUCAAAUCAUUCGAAUACCGUACUUCAAAGAAUCUCAUUCUGCACAACAUCGAUCUCACAGCCACCACAGUUGGACAGCUUCGUGAACUGGUCAUUGAGAAAAUCAAAACAACUCCUGGCUGGAAACCCUAUCAAAAUGUUGUCUUUGAUACUCUCAAAUUGUAUACAAAGGCCCAUGGUUCAAAGACAAUGAAUUUGAUCAUCAACCUCGAUCAUGACGAGGAUUGGAUGUUGACUAAUGACGACGAGCUUCUUAUUAAUCAUGGCAUUGAAAACGAAACUGAAAUAUCCAUCUUUAACCGGGAGCUCUAUGAGGCAUACAAGCAGCACCCUGACAUUAAAUGGUAGUGAUGAGAUGAAUGCAAUUUUGAACAAAGCCU